Messenger RNA from Lentinula edodes (shiitake mushroom), 438 nucleotides. RefSeq lists its product as uncharacterized. NCBI's taxonomy places the organism in Eukaryota, Fungi, Basidiomycota, Agaricomycetes, Agaricales, Omphalotaceae. The coding region runs from base 1 to 438 and encodes 145 amino acids. The record is from RefSeq and is a predicted model, not a curated record. The transcript is spliced from 2 exons.
AUGGUUGUUCAAUCUAAUGGUACAAGACCUCCUCAAUGGGGACCCGAGAUAGCACGGGAAGUUUUCAUCAUCACUCGAGGGUUAGGCGGAUCUGUUCUUUCCUGGGGCCGCGCUGUAGUCCUUCCCCAAUUGGAAUUCUCAGCAGUGCCGGAUGUGACAAAACACUGGGCUCUGCUUAUAGGUGACACUUAUCACCAGCUGGAGAAGGCCUCUGGUGUCAUUUUAUACCAGCAUAAGCCAAAGGAAUGGUACGAUGGCUUUACCAAGUACUCUGUUGGCUGGACUAAUCUUGAUGAUGAUACAAUCAAAUGGCAUGCACAGAGGACUAUUGAUAGUAUGCCGCCAACUUAUGAUCUUACUGCAAACAACUGUCAAAUCUUCACUCUUGGCCUGAUGAAUCGAAUAGCACCUGGCUGUCGCCAAUUCAAAACCUUAUAG